Molecule: messenger RNA, 999 nt
Organism: Vollenhovia emeryi
Lineage: Eukaryota; Metazoa; Arthropoda; Insecta; Hymenoptera; Formicidae
Gene: Y-y
Product: protein yellow
Exons: 5
Coding region: 1-999 (332 amino acids)
Cellular component (GO): extracellular region
Source: RefSeq, a predicted model, not a curated record
AUGGACUUUGCUUAUCCCGACGAGCGCAGCCGGCAGUUGGCGAUAGCGAGUGGCGAAUACGUGCCGGAGAACUCUCUGCCAGUCGGCAUCGAAAUCUGGAGGAAUAAGCUGUUCGUCACGAUACCACGAUGGCGCGACGGAAUACCGUCAACGUUAAAUUAUGUACCGUUGGACGCUAAUCAAGGUAGAUCGCCGAAACUCAUACCUUAUCCGAACUGGGCCCAGAAUAAGGCUGGUCUUUGUGGCAGCGGCUUGACCACUGUUUACAGGAUUCACGCGGACGCGUGCGACAGAUUGUGGGUGUUGGACACUGGAACAAUAGGAAUAGACGAAACGACUGUACAGGUCUGCCCUUACACCUUGAACGUGUUCGACUUGACCACGGAUAAGCUGCUGAGGCAAUACAAGCUCAGAUCGGAGGACAUCAAUCAAAACACCUUUAUCGCCAACAUCGCGGUCGAUCUGGGAAAAGGCGGUUGCAACGACGCCUUCGCUUACAUGUCCGACGAACUCGGCUACGGCCUGAUCGUGUACUCGUGGCAGCAAAAUACGUCCUGGCGAAUAGCGCACAGCUACUUCAUGCCGGAUCCUCUGGCGGGUGAUUACAAUAUAGGAGGCCUGAACUUUCAAUGGGGAACCGAAGGCAUUUUCGGAAUGAGCCUGUCGCAGAUACUAACAGACGGCUAUCGGACGCUUUUCUUUCAUCCUCUCAGCAGCUAUCGAGAAUUCGCCGUGUCCACGAGGAUUCUGAGAGACCAGCAGUUGUCUCAAAGUAGUUACCACGAGUUUCAGGUCUUGUCGUCGAGAGGGCCGCUCUCUCAUUGCACGGCAUCCGUAAUGGACGAGAACGGACUUCAGUUCUUCAACUUAAUCGAUCAGAACGCGAUCGGCUGUUGGAAUUCUGCGUUACCUUACGCGCCGAUCAAUCAAGCGAUCGUCGCCAGACACGACGAGGCUCUGAUAUUCCCAGCAGAUAUUAAGGUGCGCGGCGCUGUGUAA